Messenger RNA from Athalia rosae (coleseed sawfly), 4086 nucleotides. It is a transcript of the gene Mkp3, whose product is annotated as dual specificity protein phosphatase Mpk3. Gene Ontology annotation, molecular function: protein tyrosine/threonine phosphatase activity; MAP kinase tyrosine/serine/threonine phosphatase activity. Gene Ontology annotation, cellular component: cytosol; cytoplasm. NCBI's taxonomy places the organism in Eukaryota, Metazoa, Arthropoda, Insecta, Hymenoptera, Athaliidae. Gene Ontology annotation, biological process: negative regulation of MAPK cascade; protein dephosphorylation. The transcript has 4 exons. The record is from RefSeq and is a predicted model, not a curated record. Bases 1571 to 2770 code for a protein of 399 amino acids.
GAUCUACCCACGCCUCGUUAAUGAAAACAUCUUUUGUCAAUGAACUGACGUCAGCCCGGGCUGCGGUUGGACGGGAGUACGAACCACGUGACCGGGAUCCAAUCGUGGGAGUUCUGAGUUAGCUGUGCUCGUAAAACUGAUCGCCAUUCGCCCAUUCUCCACAGAGGGACGCUCGGAGCAAGGUGUGGCCGGCAAAAGAUUGUUGGGUAAAUGGAAUGAGAGAAAAAAGGGGGUUCGUAGGAAGGAAAAAUUGUGUGAAAUUUUUUUUACAUUUAAAUAGUCGUGUCAGAUAUGUUGGAAGGUUUUGUGAGGUGAAUACGGCGUUGUUACGCGCUAAGUUUACUCUGUAUAUUCGCAGUAAAAAUACCAGCAUAUAGUUUAGUUUUUUCUCAACACUGCAAAGAAGUUUAAUUCGACGACGACGCUGAGAGCGCACCGUGGCGGCUACAAAACGCACAGCAUCCAGUUUGUUUGAUCUCAUGGGAUCGGUGUGAAUAUUAUAAAAGAAAAAUAUAUGUAUAUACAUAUACGUAUAUAUAUGCCUUUGAGGUGAAGGAAAAUGCCACCUCCUUGUUUAUUCGUAAGCUACGGUACUGUGAAUCGAUAAAUAUCGCUACGAUAAUCAAAAGAUUUAAUAUGCAUUUACUGAGUGACUGUAAACAUUCCAAACUUAACUUGUUAAUACAUUUUAAUUGUUGAAAAAUCAAUAAUCUAGGAGAGGAGUUAUGCCGAAAUUCUGGCCAAUAUCUUCCCAUCCGUACGAUUGCCAUCGUAAAAAAGUUACGAGAGUAUGAUUAAAUAAUAUUUUAGAAGCUGUUGAUCAAUAUUAUCAUUAUAUAUCUUCCUUCAAAGUGCCAUUCUCAUAUAAAUAUUUUUUAUUAUCUAAAUAUAAAGAUAAAAAAAUGAACAAAUUAAUAGUUAAUUAAAUAAAUGAACAAACAAAUAAAUAAACAAAUUGUAUAAAAUAAGAAAUUUUAAAUCUGACCGCACGUAAUUUGCAAUAAAGCAAUAAUGAUUUAUAGCCAUCAUUAUAAAUUGUAAUUAUCACCUACGUUUAUCAUUAAACAAAUAUACGUAUAGGAAUUAUUUUAUAUAUGAUAGCACAUACGUAUAUGAAAGAGAAAAAAAAAAUUUUAAUAUUCAAAGAAUUUCAACAAAACGUCAUAAUAUAAUCGUUUCACCAAGACAUUUCAUAAUUCCAAUCUAUUUAAAUAUUAAUAUUAAUAAGUGCCAUACUAAAAUAUAUAUCGUCGUAUCCACGAAAGAAACGUGUGUAAACGUAAACAAAGUAAAAAAAAAAAAAUAAAACAAAGAAAUUAUUAAUAAGUUCAUAAGUACACAAAACACAAGAGAGUGUUCAUUACUCUUAAAAAGGCAAGUGAGUGAAAAUCAAUGUUUUUUGGGAGUGAGAUUCCGGAAUACAUCUGAAUAAAUUUCAAAAUAUUUCUGUCAUCAAAUAGUCAAAAAGUUGCCUAUGAUUGGGUACAAAAAAAGCUGUUUGAAAAAAGAAAAUUGAAUUCAAUACAAAAGUUGGGUUCAGGUAAGAAGCAUCAAUAAUAUCAUCUUCGAGAUGCCUGGUGGAACAACGGAGGAAGGUCUUGUGGCCCCAGAGUGGCUAUUUGGUGAGCUACGAUCACUCGGAGGACCAAGUCGGCUACUUGUUUUAGACUGUAGAGCUCAUUCAGAGUUUUCCGAAGCUCACAUACGGGGUUCAGUUCCACUAGCCAUUCCAAGCAUCAUGCUGAGGCGAUUGGCAGCUGGAAAAGUUGACCUUCUAGCUACGAUCAGAUGCCUGGAUCUGAGAGCUAGAGUCGAGGUGUUUUUGUAUGGCGAUAAAGAAAGCCGUGGCACUUUUAUCCUGAUAGGAGAUUCCACUGAACCAGCAGGUCACCAGGGUGAGACUAUCCAAGUUCUCACCCGAAGACUUAGGAACAGUGGUGGCAGAGUAGCUAGUUUAAUUGGUGGUUUUGGAGCAUUCAGAGAUAGGUAUCCCGAAUGGUGCGAAGGAGGGCAGGGAAAUGCCGAGGGUCUCACAGGCCAAGAUCCGAAUGAAGGAGAAUUAAUGGGUCUAAGAUCCCUUCGUAUUUCUACUCCUCCGACAACGCGAGCAUACUCUGAUUCGGACAGCGACAGCACCUGUGACUCUGUCGGUCCUGAGGAGGACAAAGACUUUCCAGUGGAAAUCCUGCCACACUUAUAUUUAGGAAAUGCAGCCAAUAGUGAAGACAGAGAGGCGUUAGCUCGCCACAGGAUACAGUAUAUUCUCAACGUUACACCUGAUUUACCAAAUGUUUUCGAAGAUGCUGGCUCCAUUAAGUACAUGCAGAUACCGAUCAGCGAUCACUGGAGUCAAAAUUUGGCUAGUUUCUUCCCGCAAGCUAUUCAAUUCAUAGAGGAAGCGAGAAGUUCGGAUAAAGGUGUACUGGUUCACUGCCUGGCUGGAGUUUCACGUUCUGUUACAAUAACAGUCGCCUACCUUAUGCACAAAUGCAGCCUUAGCCUGAACGAUGCUUUUAAUUUGGUCAGAAGUAGAAAGUCUAACGUAGCUCCAAAUUUCCAUUUUAUGGAGCAGUUGCACAGUUUUGAAAGAGAACUUAGAAAUCGAGGGGACAGAAGUAAAGGCAACGACAGAAGGUGCAUCGGUGCCUGUAGACCGGGAGGUCCUUGUAAUUGUCCUGUACCAAGUUUUAUAAGUCCCAUCGAUUUAGGGCUUAGUCCGGACUCCGGAAUUGAAUUUGACAGGUGGGCGGCUAGUACGCCGGCAGAAUGAGACGGGCCGGGGGGGACCCAAUACAAAUUCUAGGUCCCUCCUAGUUGUUUAGAGCUGUCCAGUUCCGCAUCGCCAGAUGCGGAGGGUAUUAUAGGGAAAUAGGUGAGGAUAUUGUAUUAUUAAAUAGUCAAAUUUUAUGAAAACGUUUUCAGGGAGAUUGUUAACUUGUCGAAAGCUUCGAUCGCCUUGCUUUAAAUUCGUUCAACGAAACUGAUAGCAGAAAUGUUUUGUAAUUUGAAGCGUUGCUUGGUCAGCUUUUUAAUUGAAAAAACAUAUUUUCCCACGUAUUUCCCUGCAAAUUUUGAGAGCCCAAUUCUUCGUCACAAUGAUAUGGCCCGAUGAUUGAUGAAAUUCUGAAGAGAUUAUAUCCUUCUGCAGCACAACCUUUAUUUGUUAAUCUUGUUAAGAAGAGCAUUCCCUUACUCCUUUUGGUGUAUAAUUUUGUCCGACUUUCCAUGUAACUUGGUAUGCAUGAAACAAAAAGUAAUAAUAAGAAGAAGAGGAAGAGGAAUAAUAAUAAGAAUAAAAAUACUAAGAAUAAUAAUUGAUUCAAACUGCUGUAGUAGUUUGUAAGCAUUAGAAGCAAAUUUAAUAGCCAGAUCGGUUCAUAUAUCGUCAAAAAUAUAUUUGGCUGCGUUAACAACUUGGCUUUUUCUGGUUGUUGAAAUAUGCGUUCAGAGGCCCCCUGUACUUGGGACAAUGAUGAUAUACUAGCAAAAGAAAGUAAAUAAAUGAAUAAUUAAAUAAAUAAUAUCGCAGUCCGUAUCAUCUGCACAUACUUUAAUUGUUUUAAACAAAAAGAAAAACAAAAACAAAUUUAAAAUAAAAAAAAACUUUACACAAAGCAACACAUCACUUAUGUGGUAUUGUCUUACAGAUCUCAAGAAUAUUGAAAAUUAUUUUUAUAAAAACAAAACAAAAAACACAUUCACAUUCCCGCCACGAGCCUUGACUGGCUGAAACAAACUAUCUCAAUAUAUAUAUAAAAAUAUUGUAUAUGCAUUGUUCACCAAACAUAAUUCAAAUUAAUAUGGAUAUAUACAGUGAAUGUUAUUUUUCAUGUAACUAAUUACAAAGUUAGGGUAAACUGACUUUUGAUCAACUCAAGAGUCAUUGUUUAACAGUUAAGGAAAUAUAUAUUUGACGUUACUAUAAUAACAAUAUUCUACUACUACACUGUUGUCUGUUGUAUGUUUAAUGGAUUGAACGUCCGAAGAAUUAAAUCAAAUAUUAUGUAUAUUACAUAAAUUAUUUUAUAUUCAUCGGUGUAUAUAUCUCAACUCAUUUUGAUUAGAUACACAUUCUAGGUUACGUGA